AUGGUGUAUGGCGGACAACAAAAACAUGGCGACAACGGUGAUUUGGUCGACGAAACUCGAGAAAGACAGAGCGAAGAAAACGACAAUAUUGACGAAUCGAUGAGUACAGCAAGUAAACGUUUUCGAGUUCUAAAAGGCAGGGAAAAGGCAUUUAAAACGCGUUUAAAAAUACGACUUGAAGAGUUGUUACAAGCGACAAAAGAGGGAACUUUGACGGGCAAAACGACAAUAAGACGAGCCAUAACAAAAGCAAGAGCGGAACUUAACAUCCUGGAAAAAGUGACCUGUGCACUGAAAGAGAAUAUUGUACUUGGAGAAGGCGACCAAGAAACGGACAUUUUAAUCGAACAACUGGACAAGGAAUUGGACGACGUAUCUCGGGAAGUGGACGUGUUAACACCAACAGCGGAGCAACUUCUACAUACACGAAUCCAUAUUCUGGGUGAACCAGAGACGGAAAGGAGUCAGACAAGCGAAAAGGAUGAUUUAUCCAUUAUAUCAAGUUUGAAAGGGUCAUCGGCAGCGGCGAUAGAAAAACGGCAACAAGACGCAGAUGAAGGAGAAAAGAGACUCGAACAGUUUGAAGAAGAACAGCGUAAAUUGGAAAAUGACCUCAAGAAGUAUAUCGCUAACGUAGAACUGGGGAAACAGCGAACGGAGGACGCACGCCGUGUAGCUGCUUUAAACAGACAACGUGCAAAACAGGCGUGCGAAGAGAGUGGCGAAGAGAAGUUCACAAGAAAUGUACAAACGGAAGUGAACACAGAUCGUCAAACGGAAGUGGAACCCACACGUAUACAAGCAGUUAAAUUAAAAGGGGUUGAGCUGCCUACCUUUUCCGGGGACGAUAAAGCAGAAUAUGAAUCAUGGAAGGCAGCAUAUAUGUCGGUUGUAGACGGUGCAAAUAUCGCUGUUAAAGAAAAGAUGCUACGAUUACAGAGCUGUUUAACUGGAAAAGCCCUCAAAAUUGCGAAAGACUUGGGAUACUCUGAGAAUGCAUACAAGCGAGCUCUUGAGAAAUUAGACAAGAAAUUUGGUGGAGAACGAAGACUAGCUAUCACUUUACUAACGCGCCUCCGUGGGUGGCCGAAAUUACGACGUCGAAACCUUGAAGACAUGGAGGACUUUUUAACAGUCUUAGACAAAAUUCUCGUAGCAAUACAAGAUAAUGUAGACCUAAACAGUCAACAUCUGAACUUAACAGCGAAAGAAAAGUUAUCAGAAGAGGACCUCCAGUCGUAUAAGUAUUGGCUGUGCGAACAUAGCAAAGAAGAUUGUUUUCAAACCCUGGUUGAGUGGAUCGAGAUGAAGGUUCGAAUAUUAGAUGAAGUAAAGGAAGAAGUGAGCAGCGACGUGAAAUGUGGGACGAGAACAGACAACAGAAAGAACAAUCGUGGACUUAAUACUGAUAAAAAACCUAGAAAAUGUAUUGUUGAGGCAUGUCAAGCAGACCAUCCACCAUGGGUUUGUCAGCUGUUCAAAGGCUUACCUGUGGCCAACCGAAAGGAACUGAUAGCGAAGAGUGGACGGUGUUUCUGUUGCCUGGCAUCAGGACAUUUAAGCAAAAGCUGCCCCAGAAAGAUACCCUGUGGAAUCAACGGCUGUAAGAGUGUAAUGCAUAGUAGAUAUUUGCAUGAUCCCAGUGUACCAUCGACAGAUGGCAACCAUGACUCUGGUGACGAGACUCAAGAUCAAGCGAAAAACAAAACGUUCAACACCAACCGAGUUGAGAAAGUGUCAUUGAUGGUACUACUUGGCUUCGUUUCCAAGACCGACACGCGAAAGAAGCUUAAAGUGAACAUUAUGCUAGACCCAUGUUUGACAGGUUCCUACAUAUCCGAAAGUGCAGCAGAGGAACUGAAUCUACAGGGAAAUACCCAACACUUAACCAUAUCAGGAACCGGGGGUGCUGAAGUGCAGAAAGUCUCUCGAAGAGUCCAACUGAUCGUCUCCAAUGUCAAAGGAGGUUUUUCCGCAGAAAUUGAAGCAAACGUAUUGGACAGCAUUACCGGUACGACGCCAGCCAUACAGUGGUCCGAACUGAAAGACAAGUGGCCCCACUUGAAGCAGAUUCCGUUCGAGAAAGUGUCAGAUCGAUGUCAGAUCGACCUGUUGAUUGGGAGCGACCAUCCCUUAUUCCACCACGUCACACAGGAAAAAUGUGGACCAGAAAUCAAUGACCCAAUCGCUCGAAAGACGAACCUUGGAUGGGUAUGCUUUGGCCCGACUUCCACCGAAAACGUCCGCAAUUAUUCUCGGAUCCAUGUCACCCGCACCUACCAAAGUGACCAGUAUGAGACUAAGGGCAACGAUACAACGAACAAGCUGUUACGAAAGUUCUGGGAACUAGAUUCGAUGGGAAUUCGAGACGAAGACAGUAAACCCCUAACCCCAGACGAAGCGCGAGCGACCAAAUCAGCGGAGGAGACACUACAUCACUUGCAAGACAACCGAUAUGAGAUUGGGAUACCUUGGAGAGUUAACGAGCCCAGAUUUACGAAUAAUUACGAACAAGCCCUUUCGAGACUGGUAAGUCUGGAAAGAUCUUUGCGUAAGAAAGGUGCAGAGGUGAGCUCGUCCUACCAGGAAAUCAUCGAAGAGUAUGUGAAGAAGAAUUACGUCAGGAAAGUUUCGCCAUCAACCGAAGAGCAAUGGUUUAUCCCACAUUUUCCGGUAAUUCGGAACGACAAAGCUACCACGAAAGUUCGAAUCGUAUUUGACGCGGCAGCGAAAUACGACGGAAAAUGCCUGAACGACGCAGUCUUAUCGGGUCCUAAGCUGCAACAAGAUCUUGUUGAUGUCCUUUGUCGCUUCCGUCGUGCUCCCGUAGCGCUUUCAGCCAAUAUUUCACAGAUGUUUCUUCAGGUCGGCCUCCGCCAGCAAGACCGUGCAUAUCACAGAUUUCUUUGGAGAGACUUGGACGACGAGAAAGAUCCUGAGGUUUACGAAUUUCAACGACUCCCAUUUGGAAACGCAUCCUCUCCAUUUUGUGCGCAAUAUGUUUUAAAAACGCAUGCCAAAGCUGUAAGUGAAAAAAAACCGAGUGCUUCAGAGACUAUUGAAAAUGCAAUGUACGUCGAUGAUGUUCUGGACUCGUGUGAAACAGUCUCGGAAGCAUGUUUCUUGCGACGUGACCUUUCUGAUGUUCUAUCCGAUGCAGGAUUCAAAUCAAGAAAAUGGCUUUCCAACGAACCGUCCGUUCUUGCCGAGGUUUCAGUAGAAGACCGUGCUCAAGGCGUGGAGAUCAGAGAUGGCGAAAAUCUACCGACACAGAAGACAUUAGGAGUAUCAUGGAAUGCGAAACGGACACGUUUAUCUUUCAAGUCAACCUACCGACAAAUUCCUCUCCGACAAAAAGAAAUGUUUUAA
Dendronephthya gigantea is the source of this 3369-nucleotide messenger RNA. RefSeq lists its product as uncharacterized. The coding region runs from base 1 to 3369 and encodes 1122 amino acids. The transcript has a single exon. The record is from RefSeq and is a predicted model, not a curated record. Lineage: Eukaryota; Metazoa; Cnidaria; Anthozoa; Malacalcyonacea; Nephtheidae. Gene Ontology annotation, molecular function: nucleic acid binding; zinc ion binding.